Molecule: messenger RNA, 5086 nt
Organism: Plectropomus leopardus (leopard coralgrouper)
Lineage: Eukaryota; Metazoa; Chordata; Actinopteri; Perciformes; Serranidae
Gene: sema4c
Product: sema domain, immunoglobulin domain (Ig), transmembrane domain (TM) and short cytoplasmic domain, (semaphorin) 4C
Biological process (GO): neural crest cell migration; semaphorin-plexin signaling pathway; axon guidance
Cellular component (GO): plasma membrane; synaptic vesicle membrane
Molecular function (GO): chemorepellent activity; semaphorin receptor binding
Source: RefSeq, a predicted model, not a curated record
GAGCCAGUUCCUCUGUGUAGAAACUGAAUGACAGGAUCAUAUGGCUUGAUUUGCCUUAUAGUCCGAGCAUUUAAAAAAAAAAGAACAGAGGAAAUAGGAAAAGAGAAGAGAGAGGAACGGCGGACAUGUGAAAUUGAUGAGGAUGUGGAAUAAUUCAUAACUCCAAUUCAAAAACCAAAUCCGAGAUAACGGAGAAAGAGGAGACGCGGGGAGAAAAAGGAUACUGGAUCUGUCGUCAGAGAGAGACGCGUUGCCUGCGAUCAUCAGCACCAUCACCGUAAUAAUAAGCCCAAUGUGACCUUCAUCUGAGUCGAGUGUCUCUAUUCAACAUUCAGGAAGAGGAGAGAGGCAAAACGAACAAAAAACCCUGAAAGGGAGAUUAAGAAGAAAGCACACAGACGCGCGAGGGAGGAGAAGAAAAACAAGCUGCCAGGAGCCGGGCUGCUCUCUCGGGUCCCUCUGAUCAACUGAUUUAUCCCUCCAUCCAUCACUCAGCGCCAGUCUCGACGAAUGGGAGCUGAUAUGGGAGCCAUGGGCGGGACCAAGGUCUUGCUCCUGGUGUUUCUGGUUGGAUGGCAGAAGUCGCUGGGUCUCAACUGGAACCCCAUCCCACGCAAGACUGUUCGAUACCAGGAUGUGUUGGACAGCAUGGCGAGGUUCAGCAUUCAGGGAGUGUUCAACUACAGCAUGCUGACUCUGUCCGACCAUGAAAGGGUUUUGUACGUCGGAGCACGGGAGGCGUUGUUUGCUCUGGACCCCAACGACAUAAGCAGACAGCUACGGCCUCAGAUUGACUGGCCGGCUCCACAGGAUAAGAAGAGAGAGUGCGUCGCCAAGGGCAAGAACAACCAGACUGAGUGCUUCAACUACAUCCGUUUUCUGCAGAGCUACAACCACACACACCUCUACACCUGCGGCACCUACGCCUUCCAGCCCAAAUGCACCUACGUGAACGCGGACUAUUUUAGCCUCAAUGCAGCAGCCCUGGAAGAUGGGAAGGGUAAAUGCCCGUAUGACCCUGCCAAGGGGCACACUGGCCUGAUAGUGGAUAAGGAGUUGUACUCAGCAACGCUCAACAACUUCCUGGGUACAGAGCCAGUCAUUCUGAGGAACCUGGGCCAACAGCACUACAGCAUGAAGAGCGAAUACUUGCCCGCCUGGCUCAAUGAGCCGGACUUUGUGGGUUCAGCCCUGGUGAGGGAGAGCGGCGGCGGUAAAGACGUGGACGACGACAAGAUCUACUUCUUCUUCAGUGAGCGAGCGGUGGAGCUGGACUGUGACACUGAGCUCACUGUGGCCAGAGUGGCCCGUGUCUGCAAGGGGGAUCUGGGUGGUACCAGGACCCUGCAGAAGAAGUGGACCACCUUCCAGAAAGCCCGGCUGGAGUGCUCCCUUCCCGAGCGCCACGUCUCCUUCAACAACCUGAGGGCUGUUUUCACGCUGCCGGGCCAGGACUGGCGGGGGACCACCUUCUACGGCAUCUUCCAUGCCCAGUGGGGUGACGUGGAUGUGUCGGCAGUGUGCCAGUACCAGAUCGCUGAUGUGAAGAAGGUGUUUGAAGGAUACUACAAAGAGUAUAGGGAGGCAUCUCAAAGGUGGGGGCGCUACAUGGGCGCUGUCCCUGUCCCGCGGCCUGGAUCGUGUAUAACUAACACAGACAGGGAGAGCGGCUACAACAGCUCCCUGCAGCUGCCUGACGCCACACUCAACUUUGCCAAGAAGCACCCGCUGAUGGACGGCAAAGCUCUGGCUCGCCCCCUGCUGCUCACCAAGGGUGUCAACUUCACAAGGCUGGCGGUGGAUCGGGUCAGCGGCCUGGACCAGCGGGCGUACAACGUGCUCUUCAUCGGCACAGCGGAGGGCUGGCUGCAGAGGGUGGUGAUCCUCGGCUCAGAGGCCCACGUGAUCGAGGAGAUCCAGCUGUUCGAGACGGCGCAGCCAGUUGACAGCCUGACUAUCUCACACUCCAAGAAGUACUUGUACAUCGGCUCUCGUGCAGAGGUUCUCCAGCUGCCCUUGGCUAACUGCAGCCGCUAUCAGUCUCAGCCAGACUGCCUGCUCGCCCGGGAUCCCUACUGCGCCUGGGACAGCGAAGGCCGGGCCUGCGUCCGUAUCGACCUCCACCGCGGAUCCACCCCCUCCCUGUCACAGGACCUCAUGCUGGAAAGGUUCAGCCGAGGAAAAGCCAAGUUCGAUAAGCCCGUCUCCAUUCCCAGCCCCGAGCACUCCCGUCUGAGGAACGUCACGGUGGUGGUGGGCUCUGACAUGGUGCUGCCUUGCCAGCUGGUCUCCAACCUGGCUCAGCCGUGCUGGGUUCUCAACGAACGGGAGCUGCAGCUCGGGGACCCCGAGGCAGGAGGGCCACGCUUUGACCGAACCCUAAAGGCCCUUGUCGUCCCUGAAGCCGGCCAGAUGCAAGCGGGUCGCUAUGUCUGCUACUCUGAGGAGCAAGGGGUGAAGUUUCAAACCGAGCGCUACCAAGUCGCCGUCGUAGCCAGCGCUCCGGUCUUCAUGGAGGCCCGGGCCCCUGACAGCAGCAUGGGGCUUUUCUGGGUGCUGGUCAUCACCCUCGGAGCGGCGUGUUUGCUGCUACUUGUCGCCGCUCUUUACCUGCGCAGGAGGCUGAAGCUGGCGUUGGGUAAAGGGGCCGACAUGAAGCCUCUGGAGAGCACCCUGGUGUACCCCAUCACUCUACCCAAGGAGCCGCCCACUUUUGUGCCCAGCAAGAUGCCCAGCGACGAGGACCGCUUCUGGGAGACAGGCGCCAACUACUACUACUCGGACGGCUCGCUGAAGAUCGUUCCCGGUCACGCCCUGGGGCCCAGCAGCGUCAGCAGCACGGCGUCGCCCAGCGCCAUUCCCGGCCAGCCCAUCCACUCCCCCAGCCGUCUCAGUCUCACCAACAUUCGAGGCUCGGGUAGCAACGGCUACAUCCGCCUCAACCUGAGCACAGCAGGGGAGGAGAGGGCUAGCGGGGCUGGCGCUGGGGGCGGCGGGCUCGGAGGCCUGGGCAUGGGCGGGAACGACUACUCCAGCCCUUUUAAGGAGGAGCUGAGGCGCACUCUGCAGCAGAGAAGCGUGCUUCCCGACGCCAACCCCGAGGAGUCGUCCGUCUAGGCCUGUCCUCCUCCGUCUGCGUUCCCCGAGUUGGAAAAAACAAAAACAACCAACCUACCUCCCUCCUUUUGAGGACGCCUGCUCUCUCUCUCUUUCAGUGACACGCUGUCAAUUCCCCAACGCUCUCUCUCUCUCUCUCUCUCGCUCCGCCAAUGCCUGUUCGGCUCACUGUUGACGUUUAUAGCACACAGCAUGUUAAAUAUACACACUCAUACACUGUGUUCGCUAACAUGCACUCUUAUAAUUAUUAUGUUUUUGGGCAAGUGAUGGUUGUGGCUUUUCUCUGCUUCCACUGUGCAAUCGCCACUUGUGUAAAAUGUGUAUUUAAAAAGGCUGAGGAGAGCACCUCAAGCAUGGAAAUCAAACAAACGCCAUUACACGUUCUCCAAGGGGCGCAUUUCUUUUAAUGUCGAGUGGACCAAGUGGCUUUUAGUCCCCUGCGCUGAAACAAACGGCAACCAAACUGGAAAAACUGAACUGAUACUCUGUCCAUCUGUUCCUCUGAGACUUUUUCAGCUUACUGCACUUAAAAAACUGGAAGCCCGUCUUCCCUUUUUUUGUAUUUGUGAGCCAAGAGCGUGAGAGCGGUAUAAAAAGACUAAUUAAUCUCGAAGCAAGACGACAAUCACGUCCCCGUCGCAGGAGCUCUGCGAGGGACAGAGAGGAGAGGAGAGAGAGACAAAGAGAGAGGAAAUUAAAUGGAAAAUGAAGUGAAUUGGAGUGAAAGACACAAGGGGGAGUUUUGAAUGAAGGACAAUCUCUCAAGACUUUCUCUGCUCAAUUUUUUUUUCGUUUUUUUUCUCCCACGUUGUAUUUACCCCCCAGAGAAAGUCCUUGAUCCCUUCCAAUUUCAUUUGUUGUGAUGGUUGGUUUUGAAUUAAGACAUUUCUUGUUGUUCUUUUUCUACGUCUUACCGACUACAGCAGUGUUCAAGUGACUAAUGGCUCCCCUCUGUGAAUGACAAUGCGAGGGCUUACAUUCCUCGCUCAGCCUCGCAAAGGUGACCUUCAAACGCACCUUCGAGUCCAAUAUACUACAAGUGCACUCCAGACGACAUUUAUUGGAGUCAAAGUGUGUAACGGAUAUGUGUCUUGGCGGAGCCCUUUUGGAUGUUUGUUCGUCGCUGCGGAAAGUAAAAAGGCUAUUUUGCAUUCAGCCCUUUGCGGCGGAACAAUAACUGCACACUUAAUUCCAAAUCGAAGCUGACGUGAAGACAUUAGGCAUGGAGAAUGUAGUUGAACCCUCACUGUUGCGACCGCUGUGGAUGUCUCAAUAAGUGCUUUAUAUCUUAUGUGUAUGGCGAGGGUGGGAACUUGCACUGCCAAGAAGGAAAACUACCCUCUCCCACACACACACUUACACACACUCACAGUCCUCUGAAUGCCAACCAUCCUGGACCGCAGUGUGUUUGUGAUGCACCCUGAAAACCCCAUGAAACCCCCCCUCCCUCCUUCCCUCCCUCGAACCGAUGCCCAGAGACUCACCCGGGGCUACUGUGGACUAAUACAGAGGAAGAGCACUGUAAAACAACACAAUAACACACACACACACACACACACACACACAGAGUGAUGAUGGAAGAACGGCUGGACAGACUGACAGAUUGCUGCCGCUCUGACAAACCGCUGGCUUCAGGCGGGAAGCAGCCGCGAACCAGUGAAAGGGGCGGCUUUUGUUUUCGGGACGUGUCUGUCGGGACCGGAGGAGCACAGCGAGAAGGAAGGGGAGGACAAAAACACCUUGUUUUGCCCCCACUGUGUACAGAGCGCCGAGAGAGAUGUAGAAUAUCAAAAUGAUCCCGAGGUUGAAGAGGUACUCCGCCAUCAGCACUCCAUCCUCGUGUUGCAUGAUCCUCUGCAAGUGGACUGAACAUCUUUGAUAUGAUCAUCCGUGAACAUCAUUUUCAACCGUCAUUUUUUUGGACUUUUACGGACACUAACAUUGUGGAACAAAAAUGCUCUCUUUGAAA